AAUAAAAAGCCGAGAAACCACGUCACUACGUUCUGCUGGAUAACCCUGCGACCAGAAGAGCGAGAGUGAAAAAAAAAACCGUUGAGAUGAAGUUUGAUUGAUGAUAGCAAUUGAAGUUCUAAGGUAAUACGAAAAUGGAGUCUCUUCCUCUCACCACUAAAACCUCAUUCCUCACCGCCACUACUCACUUUCCAUGGCUUCCAUCCUCCAACAGAACAACAACAACAAGAACUGUUUAUCUAAAUCAAAGAAAAAUCAACAAGGUUUUUGCCUCAUCAUCACACUCACACGAUGAACAGAAAAAACCUAAACUCGAUAAUGAAGACCUCAUGGAACUCAAGUUCGGUCGUUUACUUGGCGAGGAUCCUAAACUCACUCUUGCCAAGAUUAUGGGAAGAAAAACCAACCCUGAUGCUUCUUAUCUUGAUAUUGAGAAAUCAUUUUAUAAAAGAAAAAAGGGGAAAGUUGUGGAAAUUGAGGAACUUCCAUUUGAAGUUGAAAGACCUUGGGCAAAGACUUCACCUCCCAAACCACAACUCGAACCCGUUGAUAAGAAUGUUGCAAUGGAGAUUAAGAAACCUAGCUUGCCGCCGAGUAAGUUGGGGAAUGUUAGGAGAAGUAGUGUUCCUAAGGCUAUUUUGAGAAAACCGUCCUUGUUUAAAAAGGAGGAGGAUGGAGAGAAGGAUGAAGAGGAAGAUGUGUCUUCGAGGUUGGUGUUAAAACCGAAUUUGAGUCUGAGUGGACAAGUGAAGGAGAAGUUUAGUGACAUGACAUUGUUGAGGAAGCCGGGGUUGUCCAUUGGUGGGAAUAGGGAUGGUGGGUUGAAGAUGCGGAAAGAAGAGCCGGGUUAUGAAGUUGCUAACUUGACGUUGUUGGAACAACCGCAUAGAUCGGGUUGUAAUAAAGAACUAGAGAAAUUUGCGGAGCCGGGUGAUGGAGUUGGUAAGUUGACGUUGUUGGAACAGCCGCACAGACCAAGUAGUAAUAAAGAACUAGAGAAGUUUGCAGAGACAGGUGAUGAAGUCGGUACAUUGAGCUUGUUGGAACAACCACAUAGACCAAGCAGCAAAAAAGAGGAAGAGAAGUUUGACCAGCCAAGUGAUGAAGUCGCUAAUUUGAGCCUGUUGGAACAGCCGCACAGACCAAGCGGCAAAAAGGAACAAAAGAAGUUUGAAGAUCCAAGUGAUGAAGUCGCUAAAUUGAGUUUGAUGGAACAGCCACACAGACCAAGCGGCAAAAAAGAACAAGAGAAGAUUGAAGAGCAAAGUGAUAAAAUCACUAAAUUGAGCUUGUUGGAACAGCCACACAAACCAAGCGGCAAAAAAGAACAAGAGAAGUUUGAAGGUCCAAGUGAUGAAGUCGCUAAAUUGAGUUUGAUGGAACAGCCGCACAGACCAAGCGGCAAAAAAGAACAAGAGAAGAUUGAAGAGCUAAGUGAUAAAAUCACUAAAUUUAGCUUGUUGGAACAGCCACACAAACCAAGCGGCAAAAUAGAACAUGAGAAAUUUGAAGAUCCAAGUGAUGAAGACGCUACAUUGAACUUGUUGGAACAGCCACAAAGACCAAGCGGCAAAAAAGAACAAGAGCAGUCUGAAGAGCUAAGUAAUAUAGUCAAGAAGGUGAUCUUGUUGGAACAGACACACAGACCGAGUGACAAAGACGAAAAGCAGUUUGGAGAUGCGAGAGUCGUAGUCCCAAAUGAUGGAUCGGAGCAAGAUGAGCAGAGACAACCAGAGGUCCAUCAGGAGCCGAUCGAUUUAAAUCAACCGUCUGAUUUAAAUUCCGUUGGUUCUAAGACGGAGUUGUCCGUCGAAGCUGCAAUACAAGGAAAGCCAAAAAGAUUAGAUCAAUAUGUGAAACAAACCUCCAAACCUGCUGAAGAAAAAACUGCUUCUCUUGAUCCUGGAAGUCGCGGAAACAGCGAAGAAUCAGGCAAUUUUUUUGAUGCGUCAGAUAUUCAGGAAGGCGAUGAUGCUGAUUGGACCAGGGCAGAAGAUUUUAUUAAGAAUGGAGAUAGAGACGAUGUGGAACUAAUAAGCUGCAGCGCCAAGGGUUUCGUUGUUUCUUUUGGUACCUUGGUUGGAUUUCUGCCAUACCGUAAUCUUUUGUCCAAGUGGAAGUUCUUAGCUUUUGAGUCAUGGUUAAGGCAGAAGGGCUUGGAUCCAUCAAUGUACAAGCAAAACUUGGUCACUGUGACAAAUAAUGAUGCUGAAAAUAAUAAUUUGUCAGCUGAUCCUCCUUUGCAUACGGAGAAUGAUAGUAAAUUUGAAGAUAAAGUUUCUCCAGAUAUGAAAUUGGAAGAUCUGUUAAGGAUUUAUGACCAAGAGAAAGUCAAUUUCUUAUCAUCAUUUAUUGGACAGAAAACCAAAGCAUAUGUGUUAUUGGCAGACAGAAAAUUGAAAAAACUCAUAUUUUCAGUCAAACCAAAAGAGAAUGAAGAACUAACUGAGAAAAAGAGAAAGCUUAUGGCUAGACUUCAAGUUGGUGAUAUAGUGAAAUGCCGCGUCCAGAAGAUAGCUUACUUUGGAGUUUUUGUUGAGGUUGAGGGAGUUUCUGCACUAAUUCAUCAGUCAGAAAUAUCUUGGGAUGCCACACUGGACCCAUCUAAUUAUUUUAAGAUUGAUCAGGUUAUAGAGGCAAAAGUUCACCAAAUAAACUCUGCUCUUGGGCGCAUAUUUUUAUCAUUAAAGGAGGUCACGCCUGAUCCAUUGAUGGAAUCCUUAGAGUCUGUAUUUGGGGAUCAUGAAUCCUUUGGUGGGAGAUUGGAAGCAGCUCAAACUGAUGCAGAGUGGUCUGAAGUUGAAUCUCUUAUAAAAGAAUUGCAAAAAAUUGAGGGAGUCCAGUCUGUUUCAAAAGGCCGUUUUUUCAGGAGCCCUGGUUUAGCUCCCACAUUUCAGGUUUAUAUGGCAUCCAUCUUUGCGGAUCAGUACAAGUUGCUUGCCCGUUCAGGAAACAGAAUACAAGAGGUGAUGGUUCAAACUGUUUUAGAUAAAGAAGAGAUGAAGUCAGCUAUUAUGACAUGUGCAAGUAGGGUAGAAUAGUUGUGGCCUAUGGCUCUAAACAUGUCAUUGCCAGAUUUUUGGUGAUUAUACAUUCUUUUGGGGAGUGCUGGCUGCAACCAUAGGAGCAUUUCAAGGAAAUAAUAGAGGUUUGUGGCAAGGAUCAAAGUUUUCUUUCCCCAAAGAAAAAAAGGCUUGAAACUGCACUCUCCAAGGAAAACGAUAUAUUUGUGUUUUUUUUUGUACAGCACCAAUUGAGAAAUUAUUAAAUCUUCGCGGUCGGGUCUAUUCGUGUAUUUACGCAGAUAUACGUAUAUCUCUUUGGUAAUUUGAACAUAUAAAAUCCAGGCUGGCAUUGUUGGGACA
This is a messenger RNA of Lathyrus oleraceus (garden pea), 3365 nucleotides long. RefSeq lists its product as uncharacterized. The record is from RefSeq and is a predicted model, not a curated record. Gene Ontology annotation, molecular function: nucleic acid binding. Bases 135 to 3041 code for a protein of 968 amino acids. NCBI's taxonomy places the organism in Eukaryota, Viridiplantae, Streptophyta, Magnoliopsida, Fabales, Fabaceae. The transcript has 14 exons.